AGGCUGUGAGAUCAGAGAAGACACUCAGAUCUUCUUGAUCUCUGCCCUUACAUCUUCGGUGAACAAUACUCUGUUCGACAAGAUGCAUCCCUUGUUUGGAAUGUGCUUUGUUCUCUUUCAUUUUCUAUUGCCCUGUACCUCUGCAAUUACUGAUGAGCAAAGUCUUAUAGAUUUCAGGAAAUCCAUCACCUUGGAUCCUCUAAAUUCCUUAGCCAAUUGGGUCCCUACUGUUCACUUCUGCAAUUGGACUGGAGUUACUUGUAAUUCGGCCAGAAACAGAGUUCAAUUGCUUGAGUUGGCAGAUAUGGAAUUAGAAGGUACCAUCUCCCAUUCAAUUGGCAACCUCUCUUUCCUUACACAACUCGACCUCAUCAACAACAGUUUUGUAGGCCAAAUUCCACAGGAAAUAGGGCGAAUUCAAGUUUUAAAGGCUCUCUAUCUUUCAAUCAAUCAUUUACAGGGCUCUAUUCCAAGGAAUUUGACUUCCUGCAAGGAGUUACAAGAAUUGAACCUGGCUGCUAACCAAUUGACUGGUACAAUUCCUUUAGAAUUGAGUAUGCUUACAAAUCUUCGUGUCCUUAAACUCGGCUCCAACAAUCUUUCUGGUAACAUCCCUCCCUCCUUAGGAAAUCUCUCUCAUCUCGAAGUAUUGUAUAUGGCAGAUCUUGAACUUGAAGGUCACAUUCCACCAGAACUGGGAAAGCUAUCUAACUUGACCUCUUUUCUCCUCUUUGAGAAUCGCCGUUUAACUGGCCCUAUUCCCUCCUCAAUCUCAAAUUGUUCGGGCUUGAUCGAAUUGGGCCUCUAUAGCAACAGCUUGACUAGUAGUAUUCCACUAGAAUUGGGCAAGCUAUCUCGCCUUACAGUUCUAUAUCUAUGGGACAAUCAGCUGAAAGGCACCAUCCCAGCCACAAUUGCCAAUUGUACACAACUGAGUGAACUUGAUUUGGAGCUCAACCAUCUCAGUGGAGAAGUACCAUUGGUGUUGAGCAGGCUUUCAAAGCUUCAAACACUGAGCCUAUCGUCUAAUCAACUUGUUGCGGCAGCUCAGACACCAUUCCCAUUCUUACUGCCCUUCUGAAUUGCACCGUCCU
This is a messenger RNA of Cryptomeria japonica (Japanese cedar), 1094 nucleotides long. Its product is annotated as LRR receptor-like serine/threonine-protein kinase FLS2. Gene Ontology annotation, molecular function: protein binding. NCBI's taxonomy places the organism in Eukaryota, Viridiplantae, Streptophyta, Pinopsida, Cupressales, Cupressaceae. Bases 83 to 1081 code for a protein of 332 amino acids. The transcript has a single exon. The record is from RefSeq and is a predicted model, not a curated record.